Molecule: messenger RNA, 1050 nt
Organism: Malassezia globosa CBS 7966
Lineage: Eukaryota; Fungi; Basidiomycota; Malasseziomycetes; Malasseziales; Malasseziaceae
Exons: 1
Coding region: 1-1050 (349 amino acids)
Biological process (GO): DNA-templated transcription; regulation of transcription by RNA polymerase II; nucleotide-excision repair
Cellular component (GO): transcription factor TFIIH core complex; transcription factor TFIIH holo complex
Molecular function (GO): zinc ion binding
Source: RefSeq, a predicted model, not a curated record
AUGUCAGAUCGCGACUUACGGCCUACGCGUUUCGACUUGACGCUUCAGCUAGCGCGUCAGUUUGUGGCAGACUACUUUGAUCAAAAUCCAAUCGGGCAACUGGCUAUUUUGUGUGCUCGAGACGGUCUUGCUGAGCGCCUGUCGCUCAUGGGUGGGAAUACUUUCGAUCAUGGCGCGGUGCUUUCGAGCCGACGAAAAUUAGAACCUCGUGGCGAGCCCAGCAUCCAAAAUGCACUUGAAAUGGCACUCAGCUCACUCACGCAUUUACCUAGCUCAAAUACCCGAGAGAUCCUAUUUAUCUCGGCGUCACUUACUUCUGUCGACCCAGGGAACAUAUACCAUACUAUCGAUAAGCUUGUCGACGAGCACAUCCAACUGUCUGUUAUUUCACUCGCUGCAGAAAUGCAUGUUUUGAAGGAUGCAUGUGCGCGCACUGGUGGCGAUUUCAAUGUUGUCAUGAAUGAGGAUCACUAUAAAGAGCUUUUGAUGCAACAUGUCCCGCCGCGUGUUAUAACCGAAGCUUCUUCAUCGUCUCAUUUGGCGCAUUCCAAUGAAUGCGACUUGCUCGUCAUGGGGUUCCCUCGACGAAUUCCCUUUCAUACACCAGCGUCAUUCUGCGCGUGCCAUGGCCGUCUUGUGACCGGAAGCCGGUCGCUUUCCUAUGCUGAUCGUGGCGCAGCUCCUGCAGGCUAUACGUGUCCUCGAUGUGCGUCCAAAGUGUGCCAAGUUCCAACUGAUUGCCCCACAUGUGGCAUAACCAUCAUUAUGAGUACACACUUGGCGCGCAGCUAUCACCAUCUUUUUCCUGUACAGAAUUAUGAGCCUGUGGCUUGGGAAGCAGUCUCCACUACGUCUCCCUCGAACUGCUUCGCAUGUGCAUUUCCUUUUCCGCCUCGUCCUUCUAAUUUGGAUGAAACGUCACAUGUUGUGAUGGACUCGACAUUGGCCCCCUCCUCCAGAUAUAUGUGUCCAAAGUGUCAUCAACAUUUUUGCCUCGAAUGCGAUGCAUUUGUCCAGGAGCAAUUACAUACAUGCCCUGGCUGCACAUAA